Chlamydomonas reinhardtii is the source of this 2348-nucleotide messenger RNA. RefSeq lists its product as uncharacterized. The transcript is spliced from 9 exons. The record is from RefSeq and is a predicted model, not a curated record. Gene Ontology annotation, cellular component: peroxisome. Lineage: Eukaryota; Viridiplantae; Chlorophyta; Chlorophyceae; Chlamydomonadales; Chlamydomonadaceae. Gene Ontology annotation, molecular function: L-serine:pyruvate transaminase activity; L-alanine:glyoxylate transaminase activity. Bases 101 to 1447 code for a protein of 448 amino acids.
CAAAGCAACAAGUGAAGCUUCUCGAAUAGCACUGCCUUACAAAGCACAGGCUCUAGCGUCAGUCUACCCAGCCCUAGUUCGACUUGACUUGCAGAGAGCCAUGGCCCUUCGCGAGGUGUCGCAGAAGCGGGUGCUACCGCUGCUCGCGCAAUUCACGCGCGGGUUGAGUGCCAGCGCGAUGCCCGAGCAGGUCUCGCUUGACGCGAACGCUCCUAUCUCGCAGCCGGCGCCGUUUUCCUACGUGCCGCCUGGUCGGAACCACCUCUUCGUGCCGGGCCCGGUCAACAUCCACGAGCGAGUGCUGCGCGCGAUGCACGUGCCCGGCCAGAACCACCGCGACCCCUGGUUUGCGGAGUUCUACAAGGAGUGUCUGGAGGACACCAAGCACAUGUACGGCACCAAGGCCGCUACCCCCUUCAUCUUCCCCGGCACCGGCACUGGAGGCUGGGAGGCUGCGCUCUGUAACACGCUGUCACCCGGUGACAAGGUCAUCUGCUUCCGCUACGGCCUGUUCUCUCACCUGUGGAUUGACAUGAUGCAGCGCCUGGGCCUGGACGUGACGGUGGUGGACCGGCCCUGGGGCGAGGGCGCAGACGAGGGCGCGCUGGAGGAGCUCCUGCGCAAGGACACGGGCAAGAAGAUCAAGGCGGUGUGCGUGGUGCACAAUGAAACCACCACCGGCGUCACCUCCGACAUCGCGGGCUGCCGCAAGGCCAUGGACGCCGCGGGCCACCCGGCGCUGCUGCUGGUGGACGGUGUCAGCUCCAUCGGCGCCCUGGAGUUCAAGAUGGACGACUGGCGGGUGGACGUGGCCGUGACCGGCAGCCAGAAGGCGAUGUCGCUGCCCACCGGCCUGGCCUUUGUGGCGGCCUCGCCCAAGGCUCUGGAGGCGAUGAAGAGCGCCAAGCUCAAGCGCGUGUAUUAUGACUUUGCGGACAUGCUGCGCACCAACCCCUCCGGCAACGUGCCGUACACGCCCUGCCUGUCGCUGCUGUACGGGCUGCGCGAGAGCAUCAAGAUGUGGAAGGAGGAGGGUGGCAUGGAGGCCGUGGCGGCGCGCCACCACAGGCUGGCGGAGGGCGUGCGGCAGGCGGUGGACGGCUGGGGCCUGAAGCUGCUGUGCAAGAACCCCCGGUGGCGGUCCGACUCGCUGACGGUAGUGGAGGUGCCCGAGGGCGUGGACAGCAACAAGAUUGUGAAGAACGCAUACGCCAAGUACGACCUGUCGCUGGGCAUCGGCCUGGCGUCCAUCAACGGCAAGGUGUUCCGCAUCGGCCACCUGGGCAACAUGAACGAGCUGAUGCUGGCGGGCGCGCUGGUGGGCGCGGAGAUGGCCAUGAUCGACUCAGGCAUCAGCAUCAAGCCCGGCAGUGGCGUGGCGCGCGCUACCGAGUACUGGCACAAGACGGGGUCGGUCAUCAAGACGCGCGAGAGCCUCCUGAAGUAAACGGUGAAACAUAGUGGGCGUGAGCGUUGUGGCCGACGAGGGGAAGGGCGUUGUCGGGCUGGUAAAGGAGCGGCGACAGUGGACUUAGUGGGGCGCGUUGAAUGCGGCGCAACCCGUUUGCAUGGCCCGUCGCUUCGUGACGGGCUUACGAAGUAGCAGCUAGCUAGAGGCAGAGGGCGCGGCUGCACAGCCGCAGCGUCACUGGCACGUAGUGGCUACACCGCAAGGAAGUUAAGGGUGUGGAUCGUGUUUGUUCGUUAAAGGAUUGAGAGAAGAUUCUUCACAAAAAGCAAUAGCAUUGGGCAUCCGGCUUAUUCCUUGUUGCGUUGUGUCACACAGUAGCAGCUGGCGACAGCGGGGGCAGGCUCCGUGCAGUCUGCUGAGCCCGUGAGCGCCGCCGUUGUUCGCAAGCUGCACCGCCGGCCUCGCAACCAUGUUGCCAACAUGUUUUAUUAUAUUACCACUCGCGUGUUCGGAGAGCAAGAGGGGGUUAGCGAGCGAGGGCGGGCGCAGGGAUUCUAAGUGAUACCGCCGCCCCGCGAGGGAGCCCCGUCGCCCCCAGCAUGAGCGAUGAUGACUGCGUGUGUGCACUAGCGCAACCUGAUGAUGCAAGCUUGGAUCACGGUUUCGAGUGUGCGUGUGUGGGCACACCCGGGCGCUUCGGAUUGCGGUUGUACGCUAUUUACCCCCAUGUUGUACAGUGUGGAUGACUCCCGGCGCAAGGCGCAAUUUUUGUUUGUUACCAGUUUAGCGCCUUGAUGUGCGGGAAGGGCCUGGGCAUUGACACGGUGUUCGGACUGGUCAUGAAGGAGAGGUGAUGGUGCGUGAGGCACAGGAGCCGGGGAGGGCAUGGCUUAAGCUGUCUGCAACUAAGCCACGGAGCCUGUAAUAUUUCAGCCUU